AUGUCCCGGUCUUGGACUCCGGUGUUGGUGGCGGGCGUCUCCGCCGGCGCUGUGAGCGCUUGGCUGUUCUGGCGCCACACGAGGGCUCUCAAGGCGCUUGACAUCCAGGCGCAGCCGGCAGAGCCUCAGCCGCCAAAGCCUCAGCCGCAGCCGAACCCACAGCAGCCACAGGAGGAAGACCCCGUAAAAGCAGCCGUGGAGCCUCUGCAGCAGCCCGAACUUGAGAUCGACUUCUGCGUGGAGGGGGAGCUGCAGCAGUGUGAGCACGUGCUGGGGGUUGUACAAUGCCUGCGCGCGGAAGGCACCAAGAACGUGUCGCUGGACGCCGCCCUCAGCGCCUUGCAAGAGCUCGUUCCAAAAUACGCAGCCAAGCUGAAGGAGAAGCGCUGGCUGGCCUCGAAAGGCACAGCGCUCUUGGAAAGUACCUCUGAAGCUCUUCAACUACUUUUGUUAGCAGAUGACGAGCAGAACUUGGAGACUGCAGCAAAGACCGGCCGAGAUAUACCAGAAGUCGUUUUUGCUGCACAGGCUUUGAACAAGAUCCUCAAUUCUGGGGGCUGCUGCGGAGGUGGGGGAGGAGGCUGCAAGAGCGGCGGUUGCGGCGAAAAGAGCGGUGGAGGUGGUUGCGGGAGCAAGAGCGGCGACGAAAAGAGCGGUGGAGGCUGCUGCGGCGGCAAGAGCGGCGGCUGUGGGAGCAAAAGCGCCGAAGGUCCUGCCACCGGUGGAAGCUGCAGCGACAAGCGAAGUGGCUGUGGUGGCUGCAGCAAGCAAGGUGGUUGCAACGAGAAAUCAGAAGCCCCAGAGACGCGCGUGAGCACUGAUGGUGCAGUCCGUCUUGCCGCGUGA
This is a messenger RNA of Symbiodinium necroappetens, 846 nucleotides long. NCBI's taxonomy places the organism in Eukaryota, Dinophyceae, Suessiales, Symbiodiniaceae. The record is from the annotation of a GenBank genome assembly.